AUGGCAAAGAACUACUCAGUGGAAUGGCUUUCUCAGAGCUUUCAUUGUUCCAGUACCACGGUGGGUCUCGAGAGACCAAAAGACGCUGCAAUUGGAUUUUUAAAACCUCACGUUCCUUGUGUAGUUCAGCCUCGAGCGCCAACUUUCUACAAGGAAGUGUCGGUGGAACCUAAGACUAGGCAGAAAACACCGCUACUUCUCCAACUAGUAAGUAUCAUUUUUAUCGGAAUGUUAACCGUGGCUGUAUGCAUUGUGGUGAUAGUGACCGUGAACGUUAUUCCUUGUAGACUAACCGUUAAUGUGUUUUCAGACAGCUGCGGGUAUACAUCGGGCUCCGAAAGCGAUGUUGGAGAUGACAGCGAAGGAGAAACUUACGCUCAUCGUAGAAUGAGAACAAAGUUCACCUCAGAUCAGAUAUACAGACUGGAAAAAACUUUCAACAAGCACAAGUAUCUUGGGGCAACCCAGAGGAGAAAGAUGGCGGAAAGACUGCAUCUCUCUGAAACUCAGGUGAAAACUUGGUUUCAGAACCGAAGGAUGAAGCUGAAGCGCGAGGUUCAGGACUUGCGUGCGGAGUACUUCGCCCCAGCACUGCUAUGCCAGACGGCCUUCCCGACCGCUGCUUCGCUUCAGCACCACGGCUACGGUGGACAGCGCGUUGCUCUCACUCCAGCUGCAAGCGCGCCGUACCGACCUCUAAUCCAGCAGCUUCCUGUGCAACAGAUGAUCCCAUCCCCACUCAUCCAUCCAUUGUUUUUCCCGCCCCAUUAUUACGCACAACUGUGAUUU
Molecule: messenger RNA, 789 nt
Organism: Anguilla anguilla (European eel)
Lineage: Eukaryota; Metazoa; Chordata; Actinopteri; Anguilliformes; Anguillidae
Product: homeobox protein vent1-like
Exons: 3
Coding region: 1-786 (261 amino acids)
Biological process (GO): cell differentiation; regulation of transcription by RNA polymerase II
Cellular component (GO): nucleus
Molecular function (GO): RNA polymerase II cis-regulatory region sequence-specific DNA binding; DNA-binding transcription factor activity, RNA polymerase II-specific
Source: RefSeq, a predicted model, not a curated record